CACCAGCCUGAGGGGCGGAGAGUGAGCUCAGCCUGGAGCAGGUCUGCUGCGGAGUUGCUGGAGAGUGUACAGUCACUCCAGCGCCUCCAGCAGAGAAGUGCCUUUCUCCCUUGUCCCACGUCCCUUCUGCUGCUCUCUGGGACCAGUCGCUGGGGUGCUGCAGACAGGAGGAACUGGGGCACAACGCACAGGAAGAGUUGGGACCUCUUGGCUGGCCAGAGGUGCUAACAUCAGGCAUAAAUAGCGCUGGGCUCUCAUUGAGACCAGCCUUGACUGACAGCCCUGAAGCCUGUAGUCUGCCCCCCACUGCUCCUGCCAGGUGAUGGAAAGCCCAAGUGCCACUGCUGCCCUGGGCAGGGCUCUCUGGACCCUCCUCCUGGCCAUGCUGGGCUCCACUGUGGGCCAGCCACUUGGGGGAGAGUCCAUCUGUACAGCCCGGCCUCUGGCCAAAUAUAGCAUCACCUUCACUGGCAAGUGGAGCCAGACAGCCUUCCCCAAGCAGUAUCCCCUGUUCCGGCCCCCGGCACAGUGGUCCUCUCUGCUAGGGGCAGCUCACAGCUCCGACUACAGCAUGUGGAGGAAGAACGAGUACGUCAGCAAUGGCCUGAGGGACUUUGCGGAGCGUGGUGAGGCCUGGACACUGAUGAAGGAGAUCGAGGCUGCAGGCGAGAAGCUCCAGAGUGUGCAUGCGGUGUUCUCAGCCCCUGCUGUCACUAGUGGUACGGGGCAGACCUCCGCAGAACUGGAGGUGCACCCCAGGCAUUCUCUGGUGUCCUUUGUGGUGCGCAUCGUCCCUAGUCCUGACUGGUUUGUGGGUGUUGACAGUCUGGACCUGUGUGAGGGAGGCCGCUGGAAGGAGCAGGUGGCCCUGGACCUCUACCCUCAUGAUGCGGGGACAGACAGUGGCUUUACCUUCUCCUCCCCAAACUUUGCGACUAUCCCUCAGGGCACAGUGACUGAGAUAACAUCCUCAUCUCCCAGUCACCCAGCAAACUCCUUCUACUACCCACGGCUGAAGUCCCUGCCUCCCAUUGCCAAAGUGACACUGGUGCGGCUACGACAGAGCCCCAGAGCUUUUGUCCCACCUGCCCUGGACCUGGCCAGUAGGGGCAAUGAGAUUGUGGACAGCCUUUCAGUUCCAGAAACGCCGCUGGACUGUGAGGUAUCCCUGUGGUCAUCCUGGGGACUGUGUGGAGGACCGUGUGGGAAGCUGGGAGCCAAGAGCAGAACUCGUUAUGUCCGUGUCCAGCCUGCCAACAAUGGGACCCCAUGCCCUGAGCUUGAAGAAGAGUCUGAGUGCACCCCUGAUAACUGUGUUUAAACCUAGAACCCUGCAUCCUCCAGGACCCCUUGAGCCUCAGGCUCAGAUCUGGGUUACAGAGGGCUCCCAGGAGGCCUAGGGCAGGCAUCUUUGCUGACCACAGGCUGCGCUGAGGAAUGUUUCCUGAACAGAGGACCAGGGACAGGCAGGGGACAUCUAUGCACAGGUUCUUUCCACUGGCAUGUUAAUCCCUGGAGCUCAUAGAUCUACUCUAAAUUAUGUCCCCUAUAAUUUAUUGCCAAGGCAGGAGGCUGCCUUUGACGCGGAGCACAUGCAUAGGGCCGUGUGAGAGUGCUCACUGAGCCCGCGGGCCCCAGGCCUACACCUGUCAGAUACCUCAGACCUGCCACUACCACACCUGCUCCCAGGGGCCAAAGCUGCCAUUUAUGCUGCUCCCAGACUCGAACAGAAGUGACCAUGCAAGAAGUGAAUGUAGAGGGGUGGAUCUGGAAGCUUGGCACCCUCAUGCCACUGAUUUUUUUUGCAGUUGAAUAAAAGUUGUGUUUCAGACAAA
Jaculus jaculus (lesser Egyptian jerboa) is the source of this 1835-nucleotide messenger RNA. RefSeq names its product spondin 2 (gene Spon2). Gene Ontology annotation, cellular component: extracellular matrix. Gene Ontology annotation, biological process: cell adhesion. The record is from RefSeq and is a predicted model, not a curated record. Bases 323 to 1321 code for a protein of 332 amino acids. NCBI's taxonomy places the organism in Eukaryota, Metazoa, Chordata, Mammalia, Rodentia, Dipodidae. The transcript has 6 exons.